Messenger RNA from Aspergillus welwitschiae, 1938 nucleotides. Its product is annotated as cytochrome P450. Lineage: Eukaryota; Fungi; Ascomycota; Eurotiomycetes; Eurotiales; Aspergillaceae. Gene Ontology annotation, molecular function: monooxygenase activity; oxidoreductase activity, acting on paired donors, with incorporation or reduction of molecular oxygen; iron ion binding. The transcript has 6 exons. The coding region runs from base 314 to 1723 and encodes 469 amino acids. The record is from RefSeq and is a predicted model, not a curated record.
GUGAUCGGAUGGUUGAGGAGGUCUUAUCAGCUGGCCAGCCCCGAUCGCUAACACCCCGCACGAUAAUGAAACCCAGGUGUUAUUAGUACUUCCUCUAAAUUAGUGCCGAACAAAUCCACGAAUACCAUAGGGUGCGAGGAUUAUCUAUCCCACUGGUGUGAUUUGAUCUCCUGCUGUUUCCUUUUGGGGAUAGCGCACUGACUGCGGCUUGCCUUAUCGUCCUUCAAUUUUGUCUCUACAUAUAUCUACUAGCACGCUUUUCGAGUACUAAGUACUGUGCCAACUUCACUCAAGGACUGACUUAUUCAGAACAAUGUUAGGACUCUGGUGUGCUGCUAUUCUCAUCCUUGUUUUUCUUUACCAGCGACUCUCGAGCCCCAUAUCUAAACUCCCUGGUCCUUGGUAUACCAAGCUCACAAGUCUGGUUAUAAAGUACCAUGAGUUUUCGGCUAGCCGUCGUGUGUUUAUCCAUCAGUUGCACAAGCGUUAUGGCACUAUUGUACGGAUAGCGCCCAACGAGGUCUCCUUUGCAUCCUUGGAUGCCAUUCGAGAAAUUUACGCGUCAGGUGGCAGUGGCUAUGACAAGACGGAAUUCUAUGAUCUUUUUCGGCAGUUUGGGAUCAAGACCAUGUUUUCUACACUUGACAAACAAACGCACAGUGAGAGAAAGCGACAACUAGCCGAUCGAUAUGCCAUGUCCAAUAUACUGCGAGAACAUCACAUUUCAGCGAUCCGACAUAGCGCUAAAGCUUUCGUGUCCAAGUGUGCUGCUGUGGCGAAGAGUGUGGAUGUCUAUGUCUAUCUACAUUGCUAUGCACUUGACUGCGUAACACACUUCAUGUUUAGUCCUAGCGGAUUGAAUUCUCUUACCGAUGAUAGCGACUUUGAGCUGAUGGAGGAAUUAACGUACCAUAACAGCUUGCAAAAAAAUCUACUUCCUUACUACCUGCCACGGCUGGCACCAUAUUUCCCUUCUUGGCUGCUACCCCGUCGGGCCCCAAAGGCCAAUAUGUACGUCCAUAGAGUCACGGCCCAGACCAACCCAGACGAAUAUAGUCUCCUUGCUCGUCUCUUGCGGAAGGAUGCAUCACUGUCAAAAUCGGAAGCAGCAGCAGAAUGCAAAGACCAUAUGGCGGCAGGAAUCGACACAACAGGCGACGGCUUGUGCUUUUUGAUGUGGGAGUUAUCGCAACCGCACAACUUUCGAUUCCAAGACCGGCUUUAUGAGGAACUUCGCUCAGCACCAGAAGAUACCCCUAUUGAUCGAUUGCCGUACCUCGAUUCCGUAAUCAAGGAGGCCCUACGCUGCGCACCGCCAAUUCCAAUGUCGUUCCCUCGUUAUGUGCCAAGGGGUGGCAGAACGAUUGAUGGAGUAUUCAUCCCUGAGGGCAACAUUGUCAGCUGCCAGCCGUACACUGUACAUCGGCUGGACACAAAGGUAUUUCCGGAACCAGAUAUGUUCAAUCCGGAUCGCUGGAUGAAGGAUGAAGGUUUCAACGAGCGCAACCGAUUGUUCUUUGCCUUUAGCACCGGAGGAAGAGGCUGCACCGGAAGAAAUCUGGCGACUGUCGAGAUGAAAAUCCUUCUCCAAGAAGUUUACUCUCGGUUCCGGACAACAGUGGCCCCGGACAUGACUAGCUCCAUGGAGAUCGACGACCAGAUCAUUGCUUCUCGGCCGAAGGGACAGAAGUGCAGGCUUAUAUUCACUCCCCGUGAGAUAUGACAUUCAUUUGCUGAAGGCGCAAGGUGAUAAAUUGGGAGAACAUCGGCCAUCGGCACAUCGUCGGUGUUAGUCCGUCCAACGCUGGCGCGGACAGCCGUGGGGGGUGGAGAUGCCCGGUCCGCUUUGGAUGCGGGGUAAGCAGAUCAGGGGCGAACGCUACGAGAUGAAGUCAAAGAUAGCCAUCUAUAAUUUAAUUUUCGGCUGUUCAUACCGGC